AAAUAGUUUACAAUUAGUGGUGGUAGUUACACAACUUUGUAAAUACACUAAAAAUCGCUGUUGUAUACGUUAUAGGGGUGGAUUUUAUAAUAGUGUUUGUUAACUGUGGUCCAGCUUGAAGUGUAUGUAUCCAAGUCCUAGCAAAUCCUAGGCUUUAGGCGGUUUGCUGAGACCUGCCUCCGGUGCUCGGAUUGAUUUUACAUCUGUUGAGGUGACUGGGGCAUUCGAAUGUAAACACGGGACGAAACUGAGGUGCCUUUGAGGACUUGGGUUAGCGCCGCACAUCUAAGACACCUGAGACCAGUUUGGAGACUAUAACUAGACCCGUCACGGCCAACAGCUGGAUUUGGACAAUGGUCCCGUUUGGACAUGGACCAUAAGUGGAAAAGGCAAGCAAUCAGAGACGAGAUUAAGACAAAUCGUUUUACUUCUCUCGCUCCCGGGAGAGCCUCCCACAUUACCAAGGACAUGCUCCCAGGGCCCUACCCCAGGACCCCCGAAGAACGGGCCGCCGCCGCCAAGAAGUAUAAUAUGCGAGUGGAAGACUACGAGCCCUACCCGGACGACGGCAUGGGGUAUGGCGACUACCCGAAGCUCCCUGAUCGCUCACAGCAGGAGAGGGAUCCGUGGUAUGACUGGGACCAUCCAGAAUUGAGGUUGAACUGGGGUGAGCCGAUGCACUGGGACCUAGACAUGUAUAUCAGGAACCGUGUGGACACAUCCCCCACGCCUCUUUCUUGGAAUGUCAUGUGUAAACACCUUUUUGGCUUCGUGGCCUUCAUGCUGUUAAUGUUUUGGUUGGGUGACACUUACCCCUCCUACCAGCCUGUGCCCUAGGGGCUCCGGGCUGGAGAAUGCACGUAGGGCUGGUGUGAGCACUAACUUCACUUCAGGAGAGCAAGAAACACAGUGUGGCUCUUCCAUUUUUCAGUUCUGUAAGCACAUCACCCUUUUCUCCUCCCCUUGAGCUGUGUUCUCUGACAGCUGUUUGUUGGUAAAGCCAGCAGCCCCUAAAGCACGUCCCAGCCGUGUCUCCUCUGUGCUCUCCCCCACCGCUGCUCCUGCACGCCUCAUUUGCUAGGCCACUUUAGUGGUGGAACCAUUAGAGGCUGAGUGACUUAAAGGAGAUUGAGUCUGUCUCGACCCCGAGAGAGAGUGGGAUGGAUGGAUGCAUCGUCUCAUUUACAAAGCCUGUGUGCACGCUCACGCUCUCACGCGUGUUCCCUCCCCCACCCCCUCCACACACACUGUAGAUACCAGUUCUCUUACAAUCUAGGCUUUCUCUCUGCCUUGGGCUGAGUGUGGAAGAGGAGUGCUGUUCCUGACAUUCUGUCCCAGCUGGGUCUGGCCAGAGGCUACCAUGUGCCCAUUUACUAUAAGUGAUUAUUAACUCAGAGUGGGGGAUAGCCAGAUAUUGGUUGGACGUUGUUGUUCUUGCUGACCUGUGUUUUUUCCUAGGGGCCAAAGCAGUAUCCUUACAAUAAUCUCUACCUGGAACGAGGCGGCGAUCCCACCAAAGAACCUGAGCCGGUGGUUCACUAUGAGAUUUGAGGAGACUUCGUGGGCUUUAUGCCCCCUGACUAACUCCCUCAUUCCCAGAGAUUUAACCUUAAUGGAAUCCCUAAUAAAACUUAGUGCUAUGGUAUCUGUGCCUCAUUUCCCCAGGAAUAGCCGCUGCUGUGAGGAAUCUCAUCCUUUCUCUGUUUCUGCCUACUGUCUGACCGUCCCUCGUCCCCUCCGCCACACUGGAAGGAUGGGAGGAUGAAGGGAGUUAAGCACAAGAAUAUGCUUAUUUGUUCAUUUUGCUAGGCCUGCGAAGGUAGUUGAGGACUCCAGUAGUGCAGUAGGUGGUAAGGGGAGCUCCUUUUUUUCACUUACAGAAUUGAGGAAAAAGGAAGAUAGGUUCCUGAAUUUCCAAGUUGGAGCAAGAUUUACUUCCCUUAGAAAAACCUUUUUAUAGUGAUUGGUUAAAAAAAAAAUAACGUGUUUCAAGUAUACUUUCAGGUGUUUUUGGAUUGACCUAGGGCUGUGACUACCUCUAAUGUUAUUUCAAAGAACAUGUAUUCCUUAUUCCAAAGCAAUUUCUGAAGCCUACCUUCUUAUAAGUUGAUAGAAACUAUAAUUAUGAAUUAGAGGACAGUUCAGUGAGUUACUCUGAACUCAUAAGGCCUACAAAUAGUCUUAGAAGAAAAUUAU
Talpa occidentalis (Iberian mole) is the source of this 2196-nucleotide messenger RNA. RefSeq names its product NADH:ubiquinone oxidoreductase subunit B8 (gene NDUFB8). NCBI's taxonomy places the organism in Eukaryota, Metazoa, Chordata, Mammalia, Eulipotyphla, Talpidae. The record is from RefSeq and is a predicted model, not a curated record. Gene Ontology annotation, biological process: mitochondrial electron transport, NADH to ubiquinone. Gene Ontology annotation, cellular component: mitochondrion. The transcript is spliced from 6 exons. The coding region runs from base 370 to 837 and encodes 155 amino acids.